AUGGAGGUGGAGCUGAAAGACUUGCUAAGCGAUCUCGAAAAUCUCAAACGAUCACUUUCUGAUCCCUCUCAUCACGCUUCGAUUGACAAGAUUCGAUCACGUGUAGAACAUCUAACCUCUCUAGCAAAAUGCGGGCCGGUUCGCCGUUCGAAAGUUAAGGAUAUGAGUGCUGAGGUGGUGGAUAGCAACCCUUAUAGCAGGCUUAUGGCGCUUCAGAGGAUGGGCAUUGUGGACAACUAUGAAAGAAUACGGGAUUUCUCAGUCGCCAUAGUUGGUAUAGGUGGUGUAGGCAGUGUGGCGGCUGAGAUGCUAACAAGGUGUGGCAUAGGUCGCCUUUUGUUGUACGAUUAUGACAGUUUGGAGUUAGCUAACAUGAAUAGGCUAUUUUUUCGUCCAGAGCAGGUUGGUAUGACAAAGACAGAUGCAGCAGUUCAAACUCUGUCAGACAUAAAUCCUGAUGUAUUGCUUGAGAGCUAUACUCUAAACAUCACAACGGUGCAAGGUUUUGAAACUUUUGUGGCAAGCCUUAAAAAUAAAAUGUUUCGCCCAGAUAAAGAAGGUAGCGGAGUUGAUCUUGUUUUAAGCUGUGUGGAUAAUUAUGAAGCAAGGAUGGUAGUAAAUCAGGCUUGCAAUGAGUUAAAUCAAACAUGGAUGGAGUCUGGUGUAUCAGAAAAUGCUGUUUCAGGUCAUAUACAAUUGCUGAUUCCUGGAGAAACUGCUUGUUUUGCAUGUGCGCCUCCCUUGGUUGUAGCAUCUGGAGUUGAUGAACGUACGCUUAAGCGUGAAGGGGUUUGUGCUGCAUCUUUACCUACUACCAUGGGGGUUGUUGCUGGGCUUCUCGUUCAAAACACACUCAAAUACUUGCUUAAGUUUGGACAUGUUUCUCCAUACUUGGGUUACAAUGCUCUCAAAGACUACUUCCCAACAAUGGAAAUGAAGCCAAACCCUCAAUGUUCAAAUGCAGCUUGCCUGGAAUGUCAGAAAGAAUACAUUCUUGUAAAGCCUGCCAGGGAUGCUGCUGCUAAAGCAAAGAUGGAAGCCGAAGCUCUAUUAGAAACAGAAUCCCCCGUUCAUGCAGAAAAUGAGUGGAGCAUAAGCGUUGUGGAAGAUUGUGAACUGGAUAGGACAGAUUUCAGAAGUUCAGAUGCACUUCCAGAAGGUCUUGUUCAUGAACUCCCAAGUGCAGACGAAUUCCAAAAACUGCCUGCUCCGCAACAGAGCACAAACCUUAUGGAUGACCUAGAAAAUCUUAGAAGGCAGCUCGAUGCACUUAAUGCUGACUAA
Ilex paraguariensis (yerba mate) is the source of this 1284-nucleotide messenger RNA. The record is from the annotation of a GenBank genome assembly. Lineage: Eukaryota; Viridiplantae; Streptophyta; Magnoliopsida; Aquifoliales; Aquifoliaceae.